Iphiclides podalirius (scarce swallowtail) is the source of this 210-nucleotide messenger RNA. The record is from the annotation of a GenBank genome assembly. Lineage: Eukaryota; Metazoa; Arthropoda; Insecta; Lepidoptera; Papilionidae.
AUGCGUGCCGCGGGGGGUGGUGCCGCGAUAGUGGCGAGGUGUUUCUUGUCCUAUCUGCCUAUCUGUGGCCGUAACAAGUUGGGACCGCUCAACCCCAGGGAAAGCGGGUUGGCGCGGGGCGCGAAGAAACUCGGCGCCAACGCCGAUCCUUGUCCGCGCGAUGGCUAUCAGAAACGCAAUCCCCUAUUCCUCGCAGUGCUAAUCAAUGAA